CAAUUUCUUUUAAUGUGGAAGAUUUUCUUAUAGACGAUACUAACGCAUAAAAUUUCUAAUAAAACGCCUCAUUUUAGGUAUUCUUUACUAAAAUAUUGAUUUUCAAGGGAAAAGCACGACAUCAAAAUGUCGUCGCUUUUACGUUCCACUAAAUUUGUGCGAUACUUCACGGGUGCGGCAAGAACGCUGAUAUUGAACUCCGCUAAGACUGCAGAAUCUAAUUUAUUGGUCAAUCCUAUUGCACUGUGUUCCGCUAACAAUGUACUUUUGCGCGAUUAUGCCACUUCCAAAAAAGCAGAAAGUCUUGAACCUUUGCUACAAAAAUUGGAUUCAGAAGCAAGAAGAUUUGGCCGCAUUACCAAGAAAGACAUUGAUGAGGUUUUUGAUGAGAUAAGAUCAAAGAAUGACAUCACUAGUUCCCAGUCGUUGCUUGUAAUACGGUGUUGUGGUGAACUUGUACCAGAAGAAUUACCAGAACAAAGGACACUCUUAGUCCAAAAGAUAUGGAGUGUACUUACAGAACGGGGUAUCCCUAUGGACAUUUCUCACUACAAUGCUCUACUGAGGGUCUACAUAGAAAAUGAGCACCCGUUUUCACCAGCCCAGUUCCUUGAAGAACUGGAGAAGAAAGGACUGCAGCCUAACAGGGUGACUUACCAAAGGCUUAUGUGGCGUUAUUGUCAAGAAGGAGAUGUUGAGGGUGCAACAAAAGUUUUAGAAAAAAUGAGAGAGCUUAGCAUGCCAGUGUCAGAACCAGUUCUAAAUGCCCUGGUCAUGGGCCAUGCAUUCCACGGAGACACAGAUGGUGCCAAGGCAGUGCUUGAGACAAUGGCUGGAGCAGGCCUGCAGCCGACUAACCGUACCUAUACUCUUCUUGCCUGUGGGUAUGCUAAGCAAGGAGAUAUUGCAGGUGUUGAAAGUGUCAUCAAAACUGCAACUGACAAGGAUGCUUACUUGACUGAUAAGGAUAUUUUGGAUAUCAUUGAACAUCUAGCAACUGGAGGUUACAGUGACAAAAUGGAAAGUCUCUUCCAACAUCUUCAGAAGGGCAUGGGCUACAAUCAAGACGUUUGCAAUGUUAUCCUACGGUUGCUCAACAAAGGGCAACUGGAUGCGGCCAAAAAGAUCAUGAAGACCAUGCCAAAGACUACCAACAAUGAUGACACGCCGUUCAAAGGGGCAUUCUUUAUUAAACAGCUUUUAAGAGUUAAAAAGUCGCCUGAGGACAUAAUCAAGGCUUGCUGGGAACUUAAAGAAGAAGGACUAGUUCCUAAUUCCAUCUAUAUAGCUACUGAGUCAGCAUUACAGCAGGGACACGUUGAACUGUCUCAAAGUUUGUUCAAAGAGCUCCAAAAGGAAGGACACGAAAUUCGCCAGCACUAUUACUGGCCACUGCUCGCACAGAAAGGUCGGGAGGGUGAUGAGGAAGGCCUUUUGCAACUCAUCCGUGACAUGGUGAAAGGAGGUAACAUUCCCAGCGGAGAGGCUUUGAGGGACUAUGUCAUACCACACCUGAUCAAAAAAGACACCCCUCUGAACAUAAUACUAAAACUCCAAAUUGCGAAUGUGCCAGUUGCACAUGCGGCAAGAAACCUCAUGAUCGAGCUCUUACAAGCCGGCAAACUUAAACAAGCGGCCGAGGUUGCUUUAAAAUAUAGACCUAGAGGCCAAUACUCUUUGAUCACGAGACCGCUAAUUAUUGCACUGAGCAAAACUAAAGAUAUUAAUGCAUUUUCGACUAUUUUGCACGUUAUUUGCAGCUCACAAGGCCAAGUAACACAAACUGACGAUGAUACCCAUGAUGACGGUCAACAAGAGAUUGAGGUUGGUCGAAUUGUUCUAUCGGCUUUGAAAAACCUAGGCAAUGUUGACGCAGCUAAACAACUACUGCAAGCUAUUCAUGCAAAAGGUUUAAGAAUUAGCUCUGAAUCUGCAGAUGCCAUUCAACAGUAUCUAGGAAAGAACUUGACAACCGAACUUUCGGAAUUACUGUCUCAGCUUACGUCACCUGAUCUUGAAAUUGCGCCAUUAGAAGUACAGAGAGGUUAUAACAACGAACCGCGAAGCUCAGCUCAUUUAGAGAAACUGCUGGCUCAAGGCAAGCCUGACAGUGAAAAGCGCUUACAGAGACAACUCAUUUCAGCUUACAUUAAAGAGAACAAUGUUGAAAAGCUUAAUAAACUUUUGGCCGACUUGAAAGCUUCAAAUUUUGAACUAUCUAACUUGGUUCUUUCUCAGUUGUUCGAAUUUUAUUGUGUGAAUGAUGAUUUAGAGAAAGCUAAGCAAAUCCAUUCCGAAAUACUACAAAAGGAUCCUGAAUUUGUGUUGAAUAAGUUUAAGCUUGUUCAGAUGUCAUAUGCUUUAGUGAGAGCAGGUAAAGUGGAAGAAGCCAUCCAGUUUUUGAAGGACAAUAGACACGAGCCAGAGUCGGAUAAAGGAAGUUUCAUGCUCAACUCCAAAUGCUGGCAAAUGCUGAAUAGCUUAGCUGAAAAAAAAGAAGAUGCUAAAGUAAUAGAAAUGACAACGGUACUCCUAGACAACAACUACAUUGAGCCAUCCAACGUGAUCUUCGGGCCCGGCAUCAAAGUGUUCUUACUGAAAGGCGACGUGGAAGCCGCGCUGAAGCAGUUCGAGGACUGCUGCAAGCAGUACAGGUGCACGCCGUGGAAGGGAGAGCUGAUGAAGGUGCUCAUCGCCAAGGAAGACGCCAGUAGGCUGCAGUGGUUGGCGGAUCUCAGCACCCAGAUCCACGGCGAAGUGAACGUGCUCCACGACCUGGUGCUCGCGUUCGUGGAGUGCGGCCGCCUGCGCCAGGCGCGCCGCAUCCUCGAGACGCCGGGGCUGCAGGCGCGCCACCAGCGGCUCAACGACGCCUGCGAGAGAUACGUCGAGGAAGGCAAAUCCGAAUAUCUCGAGGGCCUGCUCGAGGCUACUAAACAACUGUCGCACAUCGAUCGCUCCAACAUUUUCUACCACCUCCUCGUCACCUACUGCAAAGCCGACGAGACUGACAAAGCUCUCGGCCUCUGGACUAUCCUGCAGGAAGACGGCGAAAUCCCGAGCGAUCAAUUCCUCGCUUACCUUGGCAAACACCUGAAAGCAAAGAAAAGGCCAGUACCAUUCAUCAUUCCUGAAGAACAGGGCACAAACAAGCAAGUGAAAAGAGAACAGCAGACUAAAAAAGUACAGACGAAACCUAAUCAACCAAAACUUUUGAAGCAAGAUGUAACAGCUAAGAUUGAGAAUUUGAUUCACGACGGAAAAAUUACCGAAGCACUGGACUACGCCGUUAAGACAUUAGACGAAGGGACGAUAGCAAAGCCUAACAUACUAAAGUAUCUGCUGAAGAAACUCGCUGAGCAAGGAGAGGUCGAAAAGAUACAAGAGCUAGGCAAGCGCCUGACGGAGCCCAUGAAACGUAAUGUCACCUACGACGAUAAACUAACCCUGGCCAUUUUCACGACGGGCGCGGGCCCGCAGCACAUCGACAGUCUUUACGACGGCGUCAAUAACGCCAAGUCCGACGAAGAGUUAGCAAAAGCCCUGGUAAAGUUCCCGCGAAGCAAUGCUCUUGCUUCGGUCAUACAGGAUGAUGUUUUCGUUGAGAAGUGUCGCAAAGUAGCCGAACUAGCAGCUUCCAGAGGACAACACAUGCCAGCAAAUCUCCUCUGGAUGGAGUAUGUACUAGCAGGAAAAGACCAGCAAGCUGACUCUCUCUGGGACAAAUGCUUGAACAGUGUCCAGAGCGUAGUCUUCAGACGACUACUGCAGGAGAGCCACAUCAGGAAACAACCAGAGUUAAUAGAAAAACUUAUAGCGGCGAUGCAGAAAAACAAAAACAUAACGCCAGGGUCGCAUGCCAAUGCAUACUCUAGAUUAAUCAAUUUGCAUUUACUUGAAAAUAAAGUUGAUGAAGCGCAAGCUGUUUUAGAAAAAGCAGUGAAACUCGGCGUGCCCAUCGACCAAUUUAACAAGAAUUCUCUAAGUAAGUUGAAAGAAGCCGUAGAAGCUACAGGACAAGGUUUCAAAUAUGCUGUUUAGAUCUAGUUCAUUGUGAUUUGUUUCAGUAGUGUGAUCAUGGGCCUUGUAAAUAAUAUUGUGAAAUUAAUACAAGUACUGAGUAUUCAUUAUUAUAAUGUACCUUAUUAAUAUUAUAUUAGAUGUCAUUAAAUUGUCAGUUAAUAAA
Messenger RNA from Cydia splendana, 4186 nucleotides. It is a transcript of the gene bsf, whose product is annotated as leucine-rich PPR motif-containing protein, mitochondrial. Gene Ontology annotation, molecular function: protein binding; mRNA 3'-UTR binding. The coding region runs from base 127 to 4041 and encodes 1304 amino acids. The transcript is spliced from 9 exons. Gene Ontology annotation, cellular component: nucleus; mitochondrion. The record is from RefSeq and is a predicted model, not a curated record. Gene Ontology annotation, biological process: regulation of mitochondrial translation. NCBI's taxonomy places the organism in Eukaryota, Metazoa, Arthropoda, Insecta, Lepidoptera, Tortricidae.